This is a messenger RNA of Rosa rugosa (rugosa rose), 1358 nucleotides long. RefSeq names its product probable carboxylesterase 8. The transcript has a single exon. NCBI's taxonomy places the organism in Eukaryota, Viridiplantae, Streptophyta, Magnoliopsida, Rosales, Rosaceae. The record is from RefSeq and is a predicted model, not a curated record. The coding region runs from base 122 to 1159 and encodes 345 amino acids. Gene Ontology annotation, molecular function: hydrolase activity.
AACUGACUAACGUUUCCUGUCAUUGAGCAUUUAGUGCAAACCUCAUAAAUUUCCCCGACCACCAUCAUCAACCCUCAUUCUAUUUAAUCUUAUCCACACAAACGCACUCUCACACCCAACAAUGGCAGAUCAACAAUCCUCAAUCGACCCCUACAAGUUCCUCAACAUCGUUCCCAACCCAGAUGGCUCACUCACCCGCCUCGCCCCACUCCCAUUCGCACCCACAACCGAGUCAAUCCCCGCCGAUUCUGAUCCCAACUCGUCCCAACUCGUCCUCUCCAAGGACAUCCCUCUCGACCCAAAAUCCAAAACCUCCCUCCGCCUCUUCAAACCCAACAAUCUCCCCCCAAACCCAAACCCAAACCCAAACCAUAACCUCCCUCUCCUCAUCUACAUCCACGGCGGCGGCUUCAUCAUCUGCAGCGCCGCCUCUCAGCCUUUCCACCACUGCUGCUCUCGCCUCGCCCUCUCCAUCCCAGCCCUAGUCCUCUCCGUCGAGUACCGUCUCGCCCCCGAGCACCGCCUCCCCGCCGCCUACGACGACGCCGUUUCGGCCAUCACCUGGCUCAAAAACCAGGCCUCCUCUGCCGACGGAGAUUCGUGGCUGAAAAACUCCGUUGAUUUCUCCAAGUGUUUCAUCAUGGGAACUAGCGCGGGAUCCAAUAUCGCCUACCACGCGGGUCUACGCGCUUCCGAUAUGGACCUCUCCCCGAUCAAAAUCCGAGGGCUGAUAUUGCACCAGGCGUAUAUCGGCGGGGUCAACAGGACCGAAUCCGAGAUCAGGUUAGUCAACGACCGGGUGCUGCCGUUAGUUGCUAACGACUUGAUGUGGGCCCUGAGCCUGCCGGAGGGGGCUGAUCGCGACCACGAGUAUUGUAAUCCAUCUAUCAACGGCGGUGAUGGAAGGAUCGGACGGUUGCCGUGGUGUUUGGUUAGCGGGUACGGCGGCGACCCGCUGGUGGAUAGGCAGAAGGAGCUCGCGGCAUUGUUGGAGUCACGCGGGGUGCACGUGAUGGCCCGGUUUGAGGAGGAUGGUUUUCAUGGUGCGGAAUUUGACCCCAACAAGGCCGAGGCUUUCUAUGAGAUUGUUAAGGAAUUUAUCGGCUCUUGUUGUGCAUACGUCGGCGAUGAUGUUGGCGUUGCAAAAUCGACCGUAUGACUAAUGAGAUUGUGUGGCGAAUACGGGGUGGAAUCGGGUUGGUCUGUUCGGUUUUUAGAUUCUUCGUAAAGCUGAAGCUUAAUUUAAACUAGAUAUAAAGCGCGGGAUUUCUUAUUGUUAACCAUAUUGUAUGCAAGGUUUAUUGGUAAAAUGUAAUAGAUUACAAUAUAAAUUUGAAAACGAACAAUUAUAAAUUCUA